AGACACGCAGCCGCCGGGCCCCGGGCCGCUCCGACGCCGCCGGGGCGCGUGCCAGCGCCCCCCGACCGCCCGACGGCCGUCGACCAGCGGCCGCGCCCCCCUCUCCCCCGCCCCCGCAGGAUGCCGGUGAAGGCGGAGAGCCCGGCGCCCGCGGCGGAGGACGAACUGCUGCUGCUGCGCCUCGCCUCGCCCGCCCCCUCGGCCUCGCUGCCGUCCAGCGCCGGCGAGGAGGACGAGGACGAGGAGGACGGGCGGCCGCGGCGGCUGCAGGAGGGCGCUCGGCGGGCGGGGCGGCAGCGAGGGCCCCCGCGGGCGGCGCGCACGGCGGAGACGGCGCAGCGCAUCAAGCGGAGCCGGCGGCUGAAAGCCAACAACCGCGAGCGCAACCGCAUGCACAACCUGAACGCGGCGCUGGACGCGCUGCGCGACGUGCUGCCCACCUUCCCCGAGGACGCCAAGCUCACCAAGAUCGAGACGCUGCGCUUCGCCCACAACUACAUCUGGGCGCUCACCGAGACGCUGCGCCUGGCCGGGGCCGCCCGCCUGGGGGGCGCCGCCGACGCCGCGCCCGGGGCGGCCGCCGAGGGCAGCCCCUCGCCCGCCUCGUCGUGGAGCGGCGGCGCCAGCCCCGCGCCCUCCGCCUCGCCCUACGCCUGCACUUUAUCGCCCGGCAGCCCCGCCGGCUCCGCCUCGGACGCCGAGCACUGGCCGCCCCCGCGGGGCCGCUUCGCCCCGCCGCCGCCGCCCCACCGCUGCCUCUAACGCGGCCCGGGCGGCCCUCGCUCCUCCGACGUGCACUUUGCCCGGCUCUGCCCCUCGCCGCUCCGCAGCUGUCUCCGUGAUUUACGAGGGGGGAGCGGAGAAAAAAAAAAACAAGUUAAAAAAAAGAAGAAGAAAAAGUUGUGUUGUUAGGGGUCCAGGUUAGAAGUCAUUGUAUAAUUUGUAGGCUUUGUCAGGGCUGAAUGCAAGCGUGGAAAUUUAGGCUGAACUCUCUAUCAAAAGGAAAAACUGUAGAGGGAAGGGAAGGGGUGGGUGGGAGGGAGGAGCGCCUCAUGCAUUAUUUAUUUCGACCUUUAGGGGACGAGGAACUCCCCCCUUCUUUCAGGAGAUUAAAAAUAAAUCAACGGACUGAAAACCCAAACAGACACGGGACAUUACAGCGAUCCGCCACACACGUGUUCACAUUUAUUUAUUAUAAAGAAAGAUUUCAUGGAAAAGAUGUAUUUUUUUGUAUAAUUUACAGAGUCUAUUCUAGUAUGUAUUUACGGCUGAAGAGCAAAGGGAUUGUUCUCCUCAUAAAGUAUAAAUAAAAUAUCUAAUUUUCAUAA
Gallus gallus (chicken) is the source of this 1328-nucleotide messenger RNA. RefSeq names its product neurogenin 2 (gene NEUROG2). Lineage: Eukaryota; Metazoa; Chordata; Aves; Galliformes; Phasianidae. Gene Ontology annotation, molecular function: protein dimerization activity. The record is from RefSeq and is marked validated.